GCUAUAAAACCAGUCCACCGUGAGCGCGGCGGCGAAGCAGCGGCCUCGGCAACGGUGCGGACGCCUAGCAGCAGGCGCGCAGCCGCCCGGCCACCCCCAACACCUUCUCUCCCGAGCCUUGAGCUCCUGCCCCAACUCACGCCGCCCUCGGACCCCAGCCUGUCCGGUUGAGCUCAGCGCUCGAAGCUCGCCGGGCCAACGCCCAGGAGACCCCCUGCCUCGGCUGCGGCUCCUGGAGGGCCAAUAGCCCACCCGCCCGGGCCCGCCUGAGGACGGGGGCGCCUUCAUGCGGCUCCUAAACCCCUCACCCCGCCGCCGCCGCCGCCGCCUCCGAGCUCCGCGCGCUGCUCCCCAGCCCCAGCAGGGCACGCAACUUUGGAAGUCCCGCGGCGCUCCGAGAGGCGGCAGAGUCAGCACCCUGGCCCCAGCUCGGGCCCCGCCGGCCACGCCGUGUCUGGGGGAAGCGAGAGAGUCGGUAAUCGCUUCGGGGAUGUAAGGAGACAGACGUAGGACCCCAAGCCAGCAUCAGCACCCCUCGGCUGCCUCCCGGGGUGGGGGCGGGCCCCGCACACGGUAAGACCUCUUGCUUUCGCUCAGGCUCAAGAGUCAAAGAUAUAGAUAUAUAAUUUCCUGUCAUUCUUCCAAGUCAUCAAGCCACAGAUGAUUUUGUUCUCCCUUCUUGAAGAAUAAAUCUCUCUUUCCCCAACGGCUCGACCUACUCUCUCCCGCCGCUUAGAAAUAAAACUUGGCUGUGUUUAGGGAGCGGGAGCGAGAAGGCGCAGACCCCCAGCGCCCGAAGCGCGGGCCGGGCGCAGUUAGCGGGAGCCGGGUCCAUGGGCCGCUAGCGGUACCGCAGCUCGUGCCCGGCCUCCCUGAGGCCCCUUCCCCAUGUGAGGCGCGGCUGGGCGAACGGGGCGCAGGAGGAAGAGGAGGACCUACAGGCGCGGGGCCGGAAGGCAGCUGGCAGCAGGCCCAGGCGAACGGGCACCCGCGUUCAUGUUCCGCCAGGAGCAGCCGCUGGCCGAGGGCAGCUUCGCGCCCAUGGGCUCCCUGCAGCCGGAAGCGGGCAACGCGAGCUGGAAUGGGACAGAGGCGCCGGGGGGCGGCGCCCGGGCCACCCCCUACUCCCUGCAGGUGACACUGACGCUGGUGUGCCUGGCCGGCCUGCUCAUGCUGUUCACCGUGUUCGGCAACGUGCUUGUCAUCAUUGCCGUGUUCACAAGCCGCGCGCUCAAGGCGCCCCAGAACCUCUUCCUGGUGUCUCUGGCCUCGGCCGACAUCCUAGUGGCCACGCUUGUCAUCCCUUUCUCGCUGGCCAACGAGGUCAUGGGCUACUGGUACUUCGGCAAGGCGUGGUGUGAGAUCUACCUGGCGCUCGACGUGCUCUUCUGCACGUCGUCCAUCGUGCACCUGUGUGCCAUCAGCUUGGAUCGUUACUGGUCCAUCACCCAGGCCAUAGAGUACAACCUGAAGCGCACGCCACGCCGCAUCAAAGCAAUCAUCGUCACCGUGUGGGUCAUCUCGGCCGUCAUCUCCUUCCCGCCGCUCAUCUCCAUCGAGAAGAAGGCAGGCGGCGGUGGCCAGCAGCCGGCCGAACCGCGCUGCGAGAUCAACGACCAGAAGUGGUACGUCAUCUCGUCUUGCAUCGGCUCCUUCUUCGCGCCCUGCCUCAUCAUGAUCCUGGUCUAUGUGCGCAUCUAUCAGAUAGCCAAGCGCCGCACCCGCGUGCCGCCCAGCCGCCGGGGUCCUGAUGCGGCCGCCGCGCUGCCGGGGGGCGCCGAGCGCAGGCCCAAUGGCCUAGGCCCCGAGCGCGGCGUGGGUCGCGUGGGCGCCGAGGCCGAGCCGCUACCCGUCCAGCUAAACGGUGCCCCGGGGGAGCCCGCGCCCGCUGGGCCCCGCGACGCUGACGGGCUGGACCUCGAGGAGAGCUCCUCGUCUGAGCACGCCGAGCGGCCCCCUGGGCCCCGCAGGUCCGAGCGCGGCCCUCGGGCCAAGAGCAAGGCUCGGGCGAGCCAGGUAAAGCCCGGGGACAGCCUGCCACGGCGCGGGCCGGGGGCGCCCGGGCCGGGGGCGCCCGCGACUGGGGCCGGGGAGGAGCGCGGCGGGGUCGCCAAGGCGUCGCGCUGGCGCGGAAGGCAGAACCGCGAGAAGCGCUUCACCUUCGUGCUGGCGGUGGUCAUAGGCGUGUUCGUGGUCUGUUGGUUCCCCUUCUUCUUCACCUAUACGCUCACGGCCGUAGGCUGCUCGGUGCCGCCCACUCUCUUCAAGUUCUUCUUCUGGUUCGGCUACUGCAACAGCUCGCUGAAUCCGGUUAUCUACACCAUCUUCAAUCACGACUUCCGCCGCGCCUUCAAGAAGAUCCUCUGCCGUGGGGACAGGAAACGGAUCGUGUGAGCGCUGAGUCCGCUCCCAGCGAACAGACUCCAAGCCGUCCGCUGGCAGCUGGGAUUGAGGGGCGCGUCUAUGUAGUUCUUAGCCCUCUGAAACCCGGGUCCUGCCUAUUCCGAGUUUCUUGUCGGGAGGGUUGCUCUGCGGCGUUCUGCCAGCAUCUGCGCUCCCCUACCAGAGAAAAGUACUGGUUGCGAGGGCCCCACACCGCCCCCCACCCAAUUGUUUUUAGGGCUGCUCGCACUCAGAGCAAUCUUCCUGGGUUUUUGGGCAGCUCCAAAUCAGUGUUGUUUCCUAAAGGUAUUUUUUCUCUCCCCUGGGUCCAGCUCUCCAUUAAUUCAGAGUAAGCACGAGAGCCCAGAGGGCAUGGUUCACAAAGGGUUAAUAGAUAGGGGCUACCCAGCCCUGGCAAAUUGCCCUCCCCUUCCCCCAAUUCUCUUUUUAAACAAACCGAGCAGGGCAGCUCUGCCGCCCUCCCAUCCCCACCCUGUAAAUACUCACUAUUUUUGAUAGUACGGGGGUGGGGAGGGUGGGGAUGGUC
Messenger RNA from Phacochoerus africanus (Common warthog), 2929 nucleotides. RefSeq names its product adrenoceptor alpha 2A (gene ADRA2A). Gene Ontology annotation, cellular component: membrane. Bases 997 to 2394 code for a protein of 465 amino acids. The record is from RefSeq and is a predicted model, not a curated record. Gene Ontology annotation, molecular function: alpha2-adrenergic receptor activity. Gene Ontology annotation, biological process: adenylate cyclase-activating adrenergic receptor signaling pathway; platelet activation; regulation of smooth muscle contraction. Lineage: Eukaryota; Metazoa; Chordata; Mammalia; Artiodactyla; Suidae. The transcript has a single exon.